Molecule: messenger RNA, 726 nt
Organism: Merops nubicus (carmine bee-eater)
Lineage: Eukaryota; Metazoa; Chordata; Aves; Coraciiformes; Meropidae
Gene: SCN2B
Product: sodium channel, voltage-gated, type II, beta subunit
Exons: 3
Cellular component (GO): membrane
Source: RefSeq, a predicted model, not a curated record
ACCAUCAACGCCUUGAACGGCUCCUCCGUGAAGCUCUCCUGCACCUUCAACUCCUGCUACAAGGUGGAGAACAAGCAGUUCUCCCUCAACUGGACCUACCAGGAGUGUGGGAACUGCUCUGAGGAGCUGUUCUUACAGUUCCGGAUGAAGAUCAUGAAUAAGCAGCUGGACCGCUUUGGGAACCGGGUGGAGUUCACCGGGAACCCCACCAAGAACGACGUGUCCUUCACCCUCAAAAACGUGCAGCUGGAGGACGAGGGCACCUACAAUUGCUACGUCCUGAACCCCCCCGACCGGCACCGGGGCCACGCCAGCAUCAGCCUGAAGGUGCUCACCAAAGAGCCCCCGAAGCACGACUCGACAGUGGCUGUCAUCGUGGGGGCCUCUGUCGGUGGCUUCUUGGCCGUGGUGAUCCUGGUGCUGAUGGUGGUGAAAUGCGUGCGCCGGAAAAAGCAGCAGAGGCUGAACACAGAUGACCAGAAGACUGAGGAGGAGGGGAAGACAGACGGCGAAGGCAACCCGGACGAGGGCACCAAGUAACACCCCCCUGCCUGCCCCUCCCUCUUCACCCCUGUACAGCGUGACCCCCUUGAUAUGCUUCCCAGAGCAAGGAUUUCUGUCUCCCCAGAGCAUCCCUCCUUCCAUCUAAAUAUCCAACCCAGUCUGGAGCAGGGCGUGGAGAAAGAAGGUCCCUGGAGCCUGGGCGCAGCGGCAGGGCUGGUGGGG